This is a messenger RNA of Eucalyptus grandis, 2487 nucleotides long. RefSeq names its product disease resistance protein RPP2B. The coding region runs from base 358 to 2487 and encodes 709 amino acids. Gene Ontology annotation, biological process: defense response. Lineage: Eukaryota; Viridiplantae; Streptophyta; Magnoliopsida; Myrtales; Myrtaceae. The transcript has 7 exons. The record is from RefSeq and is a predicted model, not a curated record.
CUAUUAACUAUCCAUGGGAUAGAUAAAGAUCAUAUCUAUGAAGUUAAAAUUCUAGAGGAUUUGGAAGCUCUUGAACUUUUCAAUAAACAUGCUUUUCUUACAAGUAAGGAAAAAGUGAUAAGGAGGGAUCUUGUGGAUAGUGCUUUGCAUUAUGCUAAUGGACUUCCUUUAGCACUUAAGGUAUUGGGCUAUUUCCUAUGUGGUAGAAGAGAAUAGGAGUGGGAAAGCGCAUUGAAUAAACUUGCUAAAAGUCCUGACAAAACCAUCAAUGGUGUUCUCAAGUUAAGUUACGAUGGGCUAGAGGACUAUGCAAAGGAGAUAUUCCUUGAUAUUGCAUGUUUCUUCAAGGGACGAUCUAUGGAGUACAUCAUGAAAGUCCUUAACAGUUGCGACUUUGACACAACUAUUGGAGUACAAGUUCUUGUUGAGAAGUCCUUAAUAACUAAAGAACGGGAGACAAUACAAAUGCAUGACUUGAUUCAGUUGAUUGGCAUGGAUAUUGUUAAACAAGAAUGUCGCAAUGAUCCUGGAAGACGCAGCAGGUUAUGGCUUUGUGAAGAUGUUCGUGAUGUUCUAUCAGGGGAAAUGGGAACAAAUGCAGUAAAAGCCAUAGUUUUGGUUUUACCCAAGACAAAAGCAAUAGACAUAGGUCCCGAUGCUUUCACAAACAUGAGAAGAUUGAGGUUGGUCAUCAUGAUUAAUGUGCAUAACUCUUUCCAAGGUCCUAUCAGUCUUCCUAAUGAACUGAGAUGGUUUGAAUGGCCUGAAUGUCCUUGGUUUCCCGAAUUUUCCUCUUGUCCAAAUAAGUUGGUUGGGCUUGAUCUGCACAAAACCAACAUCCAAGUCGUGAGGGAGCAAUUCAAGGACUUUGGAAAAUUGAAGUACCUUAAUUUCAGUGAAUGUCCAUCGGUGGUUUGUAUUCCGGACCUCAAUUUGACUCCAAAUCUCAAGGAACUGGAUCUCCAUGGAUGCAAACAUUUGGAGCGUGCUCAUGAAUCAGUUCCAUAUCACACCAAGUUACGAUUGUUGAAUUUAAAAGGGUGCUCUAACCUUCAUCAGCUCCCUAAUGUGCUCCAAUCCAAGAAUCUUGAAAUUCUCAAUCUUACUGGUUGCUCAAAGUUGCAAAGAUUCCCUGAUAUUCCGGAUAAAAUCGAAGGCUUGGAAGAACUUUAUUUAAAAGGGACUUCAAUUGAGGAACUUCCUACUUCCAUAGAAAAUCUUGUCUCUUUGGAGAACUUGAGUUUAAUUAAUUGCAAGAAACUAGCAAACCUCCCAUCUACCAUUUACAAGUUGCCAAAUCUUGAGAGCUUGAUACUUCAUGGUUGUUCAAAACUAAUCAAGUUUCCAAAGGAGGGGGAUUUUAGUGUUCUGCAUGGCAAGACGGGAUUUCCUAAGCUACAGUUCUUAGGGCUUGAAGGAUGCAAUCUACUAGAAGUAGAGUUCCUAGAGAAUAAUUCAUGUUUUCCGUACUUAACAGAAUUGUAUUUGUCCAAACAAAAUUUUGCUAAGCUUCCAACAUGCAGGCGGCUACAUAAUUUACGCGCAUUGGUUGUUUCAGAAUGCCGACAGCUACAAGAGAUUGAGAAGCUAUGGGGCGUAGACCCUUUUGGUCCAAAUGACUCGAGUUCUUUCCAGUUUGGUGUUAGAGAAUCGGGUGGUGCUAUUGUAAAAAAGUGCGGAUUUCGAUUACUAUGCAAGCCGCUAGAGGAUGAUUUGGAGACUUUGUAUCAAGAUGACCAGUUGCUAGAUCCAGCUUUGCUCUAUGAGAUUUGGCAUGACAAUAAAGAAACGACCACAGAGGAAGAAAGUUCAGCCCAUCUCUCACUUCGGCGGUGGCUGGGCCAUGAAGAUAACAGCAUAACAAGGUCAGAGGAAGACCGUGAAAGUGAAAUAGAAGAAUACGACGCUAACUGGGAUGUAUCCGAACCCGCCGAUAUCAUGGCUGACUUUUCAGUUGAGAAGUAUCGCUAUUCUGGAACUCGUACUUCCUACAAAAAUAUUAUUCCCAGAGGAGAUAUGCGAGAGGAGUUUGUCUCUAUUGAAGGUGGUACCAUAUCUUUCAUGGUUUCACAGGACUUUUAUGAUAAGUUCUUGGGAUUGUAUCUCAAACCAAAUGUGUUGUGGGGAAUGUUGGAGGGAGCAGUUGAUUUUCUUGAAUUUGAUGAGGAUUACUUACGAUUUAGCCUUACACUCAUAGUGUCGGGUGGAACCAUGGAAAAGUUGGGAUAUGUGCUAAGAUGCAAGCAACUGGAUGAUGAAUUGAAGGCUGUGCUUGAAGACAAUCAAUUAGUAGAUCCAGCUUCACUUUGUGAAUUAGAGUAUAGAGUUCUUACGCAAGUUUCUCCCGCAGUCAAAUGGAGGAACUGGAGGCAUAUGAAAGAUCAAUCGGGAAGAGGCAAGUGGAGUAGUAUUGGCUCGCAGCUCUUAAGGAAGCUGUCAUUAAGAAGCCAGCGAGACAAAUUAGGAACUGGACAUCUGUCUUGUUGA